AUGGCAUCCUCGACGCAAGACCUCAUCCCAAAUAUUCAACUCGGGAAUACCUUUGGGGCACUGUUUAUUGGGGUUGUCCUCGCAGCAGUUCUCUUUGGUGUCACCAUCGUUCAAGUUUUCAUCUACUUUCAGACGCAUAGUGGUACAGGAAUAACGUUCUACAAACUGGUCGUGGGAUGUCUUCUGAUACUCGACGCUCUGCAUCUGGCCCUGAUUAUCUAUUACGUCUAUUUCUAUUUAGUGAUCAACUACGCCAAUGUUAUUGCGCUCACAGAAGUUGUAUGGAGUUCCAAACUUCAGCCGGUAGUCGCCGUUCUCAGCAUCUUUGUGGAACAUCUUCUAUACGUUCAUCGCAUAUGGACAGCAAGGGCCGAUCGAAAGUUCUGCCAAUCACAGUGGUGGGGCGGCGUCGUCGUCGUAACUUUAGGUUUUGCCAUUGCCGUUGUUUGGCGCAUAUAUCAGGAAGUCCAUGUAAUCAGCGAUUGGGUCAAAACCGAGCUGGUAUUAUACCUGUAUUUUGGCACUGUUGCCUUUGCCGAUAUCCUUAUUGCAUCAUCGCUAUGUUAUAUCCUUGCUACGUCCCGUACCGGGUUCUCGAGAAUGGAUCUAUUCAUAACAAAGCUCACGGUUUAUAUCGUCAAUACAGGCUUCUUGACGAGUAUGUGUUCAAUAGCAGUUAUCAUUACAUGCGCAGCGAUGCCGAAUAACUACAUAUUCCAAGCUCUCGAGUUUAUACUGAUUAAAUUAUAUGUCAACUCGUACCUCGCACUACUGAACGCGCGACACUACGGGCAGCCCCACGCGGACACAACGCAUUCUUCUGACUACCAUAUGCGCCAUGACGUCUAUCGCCCGAGGUUGGACGUUGGAGCAUCGCAGGACGAGGAACUCCAGGCAUCCCAGAAGAGCAUGUUUAAACAUCCAGACGAUGAAGUGUCGCAUAUCACUCGACCUGUUCAAGUUGUCAUGCCGCAGCGGCCGGUUGAGGUGGCGAUGGAAAUGAAUUCUCUCUCCUCAACGUGAUGGAUCAAUUGCGUGGAUCAU
Molecule: messenger RNA, 1044 nt
Organism: Suillus subalutaceus
Lineage: Eukaryota; Fungi; Basidiomycota; Agaricomycetes; Boletales; Suillaceae
Exons: 17
Coding region: 1-1023 (340 amino acids)
Source: RefSeq, a predicted model, not a curated record